Molecule: messenger RNA, 372 nt
Organism: Onychomys torridus (southern grasshopper mouse)
Lineage: Eukaryota; Metazoa; Chordata; Mammalia; Rodentia; Cricetidae
Product: small ubiquitin-related modifier 2-like
Exons: 1
Coding region: 1-288 (95 amino acids)
Biological process (GO): protein sumoylation
Cellular component (GO): nucleus
Molecular function (GO): ubiquitin-like protein ligase binding; protein tag activity
Source: RefSeq, a predicted model, not a curated record
AUGGCCCACAAGAAACCCAAGGAAGGAGUAAAGACUGAGAACAAUGAUCAUAUUAAUUUGAAGGUGGCGGGGCAGGAUGGAUCUGUGGUGCAGUUUAAGAUUAAGAGGCAUACACCACUUAGUAAACUAAUGAAAGCCUAUUGUGGACGACAGGGUUUGUCAAUGAGGCAGAUCAGAUUCCGGUUUGAUGGGCAACCAAUCAGUGAAACAGAUACACCUGCACUGUUGGAAAUGGAAGAUGGAGAUACGAUUGAUGUGUUCCAGCAGCAGACAGGAGGUGUCUACUAAAAAGGGAACCUGCUACUUUACUCCAGAAUUUUGUUAUAGACCAAGAAUACAUUCGCAAUUAGAAAGCCGCAAUUUGGUUUCACC